Pelmatolapia mariae (spotted tilapia) is the source of this 1900-nucleotide messenger RNA. RefSeq names its product protein Z, vitamin K-dependent plasma glycoprotein a (gene proza). Lineage: Eukaryota; Metazoa; Chordata; Actinopteri; Cichliformes; Cichlidae. Bases 213 to 1475 code for a protein of 420 amino acids. Gene Ontology annotation, biological process: proteolysis; blood coagulation. The transcript is spliced from 9 exons. The record is from RefSeq and is a predicted model, not a curated record. Gene Ontology annotation, molecular function: serine-type endopeptidase activity; calcium ion binding. Gene Ontology annotation, cellular component: extracellular region.
GAGGGAGUGAGGGAAGGAGUGGGCAGGCGCGGAUGUAAUCAGAACUCGUUAUUUUGGAUCGACAGGCCCGAUCCGUCUGCGAGGCCGCUGUGUGUCUCAGAACAACAGAGGCGAAGGAGCAUCAGCCGUGCCGGCUCCUCCAUUCAGUCCGGGACGCGGUCCCUGCAUCACUGACACAUUGCCUCAGAGCUGGGAUACACUUCAGUGGCACCAUGCACUUCGUGACCACAUCUGCUGCGGUGCUGUGUCUGCUGGCUGGGGCAUCGGUGGCCAUUCACGCCCCUGAGACAGUUUUUUUGGACAAGGAGCAGGCAACCUCCUUAAUCUCCCGUCAGAAGAGAAAUACACCUUCCACUCUGGAGCAGGCUUGCAUGGAGAAGGUGUGCAGCUACGAGGAGGCCAGAAAGUUCUUCCAAGACACAUACCGCACGGAUAUCUUCUGGUCAGUCUACGUUGAUGGAGAUCAGUGCGCAGAGAAGCCCUGCAAGAAUGGAGCCAUGUGUUCAGACAGCGUUGGAGGCUUCGACUGUGUCUGUAAGUCGGGUUUCACUGGAGCCCUCUGCGAGAAAGACGAGACUCUGUGCACUCUGGAAAAGGACCAGGGCUGCUCUCAGUUCUGUAAACCAGGCUACAUAUCCUACGAAUGCUCCUGCGCCCGCGGGUGGAAGCUCAACACAGACAAGAAACAGUGUGUGCCUCAAGUCGAGUAUCCCUGCGGUAAGGUGUUCCGUCUACAACAGUUGCAAGGCAAAUUGCCCAGAAUCAGCACCAGUAACCCUGAAGGAAUUGCCUGUCUGUCUUCAGAAUGUCCGUGGCAGGCUGUUCUGGUGAGUUCAGAGUCAGCAGGUUUCUGUAGCGGAGUCAUACUGAAGGAGAACUUUGUCCUGACUACAGCUCAGUGUGCCAACAAAUACCCAUCCUUCCAGGUGGUUGUUGGUAAAGACAGCUCUAGCAGCAGUAAUACUGAACAACAGACGCUGUAUGUUAAAGUGAUUCAUGUCCACCCACGCUAUGUGGAAGGUCGCCCUGAAAACGACCUGGCUGUGAUUGAGCUCCGCGACCGCAUCAUCUUUAAAAGACAAAUCAUUGCUGCCUGUCUGCCAGAACGAGACUUUGCUGAGAGCGUUUUGAUGGCAGGUGACUACACAACAGUGGUCACUGGCUGGAAGGAACCACAGCAGGGGUCUGCUUUCCAGGGCUCGCUCACUCUUAACACCCUGGUGUACAACAAGCUACCCAUGUGUCUGGAAACUCACGGAAACUUGAUGACCAACAAGAUGGGCUGCACUGCACCUCGUGAGAACGCCGACUGCACCAUGAGCUCCGGCAGCCCCCUGCUCACCCUGUACAGGGACGUGUUCUUCCUCACUGGUGUGGUGAGUCAGCCAACAGGGGCCGACUGCAGCAAAGGAUACAUCUUCCAGAAGGUGUCGCGCCACCUCGGCUGGCUGCGGCAAAGAAUAGGUUCACGUUAGGAGCGGUAGUCAGAGAGCACACUGAGGUUAUUGAUCAUGGAAUAGGAUAAUACAGGUUAAUAAAUAAUAAAACAGGGAAACUGAAUAUUUUCCUCCUUCUAACUUAGUCUCUUCUUUAUCCUUGUCCUUGUGUACUUUAAAAAUUUAAAUAACUAACAUAACAUAUAUGCUGUCAUCUCCGUUCCUCUUUGGUGUGUCUCGUUUAUCCACAAGGUGGCUCUCUGGUUACAUAAAGACAGAAGCGUUCAUUACAUGUAUCCUACAGCUACAGCAGAAACGGUGAGAGAUGUGUGAAUUAUUCAGCAUGUGUUUUGUGAUGUGGACGUACCGUUUUAAUAACCUCUGAGCGCUGUACUCGUUGACAUGCACCUUAUAAGACUAUUACUCAUCACUGUUGUAUGAAUGUAAUAAAGUGUAACACCACA